AGCACUCAGCAGAGGUCUGCUCUGCUCAACGCUCAAAAUGCCUAUAGGUUACUUAAGCUGCUACUCUUCCUGCUAUAAGUGGAAAGUGCUGGACUAGGACAUAAACAUGUUCAACAGCAGACACCCCAGCCUUAGCAAAAGAGGAGGAAUAUGGGGAUUGUGCAUCCUCUUGCUUUACACCAGCCCUCUCUCCUGUUUUGCAAAUUACAGCCAAGCAAAAGAGCUGAUCUAUAAGAUAAAGGAGGGAUUACCCAGGGGGACCUUCAUAGGGGCCAUUGGAGUAGACUUACAUUUGGAUCUCACUGUGGAGCCCCCCUUUUUAUUCAAUCUCCCGCAAAAGAAGGUCAGCGGACAGUAUGUGAACCUAAAUAACACCACCGGGGAGCUUUACACAUCUGCUACAGAGAUUGACAGGGAGACCUUCUGUCCUGACAACUCGGAGGGACGGGGAUGUGUCCUCUCGCUGGACGUGUUUGUGUUGCCUCAGCAGUACUUCCAGCUCGUCAAAGUUAAGAUCUUUAUCGAGGACGUGAAUGACAACAGGCCAAAGUUCCCCGUGGAUGAGAUCUGUAUGUCUGUCCCAGAAAACACGCCCAUCAACGCUCGUUAUGCGGUGGAGCAGUCGGCGGUUGACCCAGACCUCGGGCUUAACGGAGUGCAGACCUACUGGCUUGUUAAUGACUUUGGCAUGUUCACAUUGGACGUUGAGGAGAACGAGGGGGGGGAGCUGACACCCUUCCUCAUUGUGACAGAGGCUUUGGACAGAGAGACCCAGGCUGAGUACAUCACGGAUAUCAUUGCAGAGGAUGGGGGGACCCCUCCUCUACUCGGAGCAGCCACUUUAAAAAUUGUCAUCACAGACGUGAACGACAACUGCCCCCAAUUCACAGAGUCACAAAUUAAUGUCACUCUGCAUGGGAAUACCACCAAAGGGGCACAUUUGGCUCGUCUGCAUGCUUUUGACUCUGACCUUGGUGCUAAUGCUCAGAUCAGCUAUGCUUACAGUGAACGCGUGCCAAGGGACACCAGGAGCUUGUUCCAUUUGGAUAGAAUCACAGGGGUGAUCAAGCUAGCGGGGAAAAUAAACACUGGCACAGCCACGUUUUACAAACUCACCAUUCUGGCCAAUGGACCUGGUUGUAUCCCUGCAGUUGCCACCGUUUCUGUCCAUGUCAUCAAAGUUGUUACCGGACCCCCUGCGGUCAUACCCCGCUACAUUGCACCAGAAAAGGAUGGGGUGGUGACCUUAAAGGAGUCUGAGCCGGCGUUUUCUCCGAUUGCUUUUUUUACUGUCAAAAACAUUGAUAAGAAUCAAAGGGUGGACUGUCAUUUGGAAGGGACUGGUCCCUUCAGGCUUGGCCCCUACCAGCUGUUUAAGAACGAAUACCUGCUGGAGACUACAGAGCCCUUGGACUACGAGAAGACACGGGAGUAUGAGCUAAUUGUGGUUGCUAAGAACGCUCGAGAGCUUGUCAUCAAGACCUUCCUCAAGGUGCAGGUAUUGGAUGAGAACGAUAACGCACCAGUGUUUCAGCAGUCUUUGGUGGAAAUAUCUGUGGUGGAGAACAACCCGCCAAAUACCUUUCUGGCCCAGCUCCAAGCCACAGACCAGGACAGCGAAAGCAGAGGGGAAGUCAUCUACCUCCUUGGAGGUGACGCCCCGGGGAUCUUUGUCAUGGAUCGUGUGACAGGCAUCCUGACUGUGACCACAUCGCUGGACCGCGAGGAGAAAGAGACAUACCGGUUCAUCGUGAGAGCGGUGGACCAGGGGACGCCCAGGAGGGAGUCGAUCGCGACCGUGGUGGUGAGCGUGCAAGACCGCAACGACAACAGUCCCCGCUUCAUCAAUAAGGACUUCACGUUCUUUGUGCCGGAGAACUUCCCGGGGUACGGCGAAAUCGGGGUCCUCUCUGUGACCGACGCCGACGCUGGGGAGAACGGUUGGGUGGCCCUUUCCAUCCUCAACGGCAGCGACAUCUUCCUGAUAGACACAGGCCGAGGAGCGCUGAGGGCUAAGACAUCUCUAGACCGCGAGCAACAGGGGACAUACCAGCUGUGGAUCGAGGCCGCCGACGGUGGGGAGCCCGCGCUUUCCUGUGUGACUUUGGUGACCGUGCUGCUGUUGGAUGUAAACGACAACCCGCCUAUUGUCCUCUUCCCACAGUCCAAUCAGUCUUACAUGUUGGUACUACCCAACACACUGCCAGGAACAUCGAUAACAGAGGUCUACGCUGUGGAUAAGGAUACAGGCAUGAAUGCUGUGAUCGCCUAUAGUAUCGUUAAGAGGAAAGGUGGCGAGCAAGGUUCAUUCGCCAUUGACCCAGAAACAGGAAAUAUCACAUUAAAGAGGGAGCUCAGCAACCGGGGCCUCUACAGCCUCCUGGUGAAGGUCAGUGAUCACGGUCAGCCUGAACCACUGUACUCAACCGUCAUGGUUAACUUUUUUGUCAAUGAAACAGUGAGCAACGAGAGCUACAUCCAGAGCCUGCUAACCAGAGAGGCUGAGAUUGAGGUAGAGGAGAGGCCCUGGUACAAAGGUCAGAUGACAGAGGGGCCUGAGAGGUAUGAGCUGUUCCCAUGUCAGCCUGUCCUCAUUGCUCUGUCAGUGACAUGUCUGGGACUCUUCUUCUCAGUUGUUACACUGGCGUCUUACAUAUGCUGCAAGAGGUUUAAAAAGCAGCGAAAGAAAAAAAGGUCAGAGGUGGAAAUACCUUUAAAAAUGAAGAAUGACUCGAUGCAGGUUGUAAACAGGAAGCUCAGGCAGAUCUCAAACAUCUGAUAUUCAGCUGUCCACACAUCCAAAACCACCACUGUUUACAUGAAUGUUUACAAAACUCACUGUGAGAAGUGUAGUUCCUACAUGAAGCUGCUCUUUUUGCUUUUGUCAUAUGAUUGUUAUUACUGCAAUAUAGUGUGACUUGACUUAUAUGUCAUUAAAAAGAGCACACAGUACCAUCCUCUAUUCCACUUUUUAUAAUAUCUAUAAACCAUGAUCCAAACAUCAAGAUUCAGAAAAACCAAAGUAUAAGGAAUAAAUUAGUAUUGGUGUCAAAGUAAUAACAGCUUUAUUACAAAGUCAUAUAAGAGCAACUCAUUGAAGAUUAUUCAAUCUAAGGUUCUAUGUAAAUAUUGUACAAAAUGUUUUUACAACUUUUGCAUUGCAUGAAAAGGACAAAAGACGGUUCAAGGCACAACAUUUGUUUCUUUUUACAUUAUUAUUUUAGAAAAAUCGCAUCUCUUUACACUACCUGUCACAAUUACAAAUAUCAUGGAAAAGGGAUUACAAUUGGAAGUUGGAUACAUCUGGCAUCUAAAUCUGUUUAUUUCAGAAAUAAAUCAUUUGAUUAAUAUUCAUAAUGUAACCAUACAUUUCAAAAAUUGAUUGAUGCAGAAAAGGUGGAUCAUAAUGUAUUACUUUAUUUAAGGCAUUGUAAUCCUGUUAUAUUUGGAGAGCUCAAUAGACAUCAAACUCUACAGUACAGCUGUGCAGUAUACAGUAUAUGCUAACACAUAUGCACAGAUGCUCUGAGCAUGACCAUUCAUUUUUGAAACUGAAAACAGUAGAUUGACCUAAAAAGGAAAUCUUAACUCAAUGCCUACUUACUAGUUUCAGAGCGUUCAAUUGCACCUCACAGUGUUCUUUAGCUCAAUUGUAACGGGGUGAUCAGCAUUCCAUGCUAUAUGAAAUGAUAUAUGAGAUAUAUACUGUUAGAUGGGUUGAAAUUUCCAGGAAAAAGCUAGUAAGUGGACCUUGAGCUAAGAUCUUUCAAAAUUCUUUAUGACGUCUGAGAGUCACGGAUAGUAAUCAGAUGGCCUACUUUCUGUGAAAGCUCACAGUAGUUACUGAUGUAAAACCUUUAAAUGUCAUCUCGGCACAGCGGAGAGUCCCACAUUUUUAUCACACUGAACAAUUUGAAUUGUGUCCAAACUUCUUUGUCAUAAACCUGUUUCAUCACCUUCCUUUAUACAACCAAUGCAAUUCUCAAUGUGUCUGUGAAAACAUGCUAAGUGUUUGUGAAAGAAAAUCAAAGUAACUAUUAAAGAUUCUUUAUUUUUUUAUAAUGCA
This is a messenger RNA of Sebastes umbrosus (honeycomb rockfish), 4066 nucleotides long. RefSeq names its product protocadherin-20 (gene pcdh20). The coding region runs from base 107 to 2779 and encodes 890 amino acids. Gene Ontology annotation, biological process: homophilic cell-cell adhesion. Gene Ontology annotation, molecular function: calcium ion binding. NCBI's taxonomy places the organism in Eukaryota, Metazoa, Chordata, Actinopteri, Perciformes, Sebastidae. The record is from RefSeq and is a predicted model, not a curated record. Gene Ontology annotation, cellular component: plasma membrane. The transcript has 2 exons.